UAUCUAUAGCCUGUCUAAGCACAACUGUUGAAAAUGGCAAGAAAAAAUGUAAAAUUUCUAUUUGGACUUAUAGUUUUGUUUUUUAUUCAAUGUCAAGUGCUUCAUUCAGAUGCUAAGACUCUAAACCAACCCUAUAAAUUUCUUCUUAACAUUUUAAAGAAUAAGUUUAAUGAAGUAUUGCAAGCUGUAAAAAAUAGCGAUCAUCAGUGCGCUAGAGAUCUUAAACGACUUUUUAACGAUUUUAUACAUAUGGAAAGAUGGGCAUUGGAAAUGGUAGAUGCUUCAGCAAAAAUACCAAGUGGUAUAUUAGCAGGAAAUGUUCACUUCACAGGAAGUUUUGAUCAGUGCCUAAAUAUAAAUUUUGUUAAAAACGAGACUAACAUACACGGACAGUACUGUACAGUAGUAAUUACACCUAGCAUUAGAACUACCUUAGAUGAAGAUUACUUUUCAAUGGGAAAAAUUAAAAACUUUUUAGGCAUAAAAACAUCUGAAAAUACGGAGGAGUUUCUAAAAUUUAUAAAAAUGACUUAUGGAAUAUGCAUUCCUCGUACAUGUUCCAUUAACAAUCUUCAAUCUAUAUGGAACUAUAUUGAGAACACUUUCUAUACACCGAUUCGAGUAAAUUUUUAUGAUACGAUGUGUACCACUAAGUUUAAAAAAGUUUAUCCCCUUUUCACAGAUUUUUAUGUUGGGCUUGCUUUUUUGGCAUAUUUCGGUGUAAUAUUAUUGAGCACUUGGUAUGAUAUAUGCAUUCAUCAACCUACACAAGGUGACGAGGACAAUCUUUUGGUCUCAUUUUCAUUAAACUCGAAUAUUAAAAAAAUUUGGAGAGUUAGAGAUGUUAAAAAAGAAGAUGCUUAUUUGGAAUCUAUAUGUGGAAUAAAAGUAAUUACUAUGUUAUGGGUUUGUCUGGGACAUAGAGUAUUCCUAAACUUCGUUUCUGGAGUUUCAAAUUUAUUGCAAAUGCACUCAGAAUGGAAGCACGAAUUAUUCACUGCUUUUAUUGUUAGUGGGUCGUUCGCAGUAGAUACAUUUUUAAUGUUGAGUGGUCUACUGAUAUCUUUUGGUAUAAUGAGUGUGUACUAUAUCUACGAUUAUAAAAAAUUUCCAAUCAUACCGUUUUACAUAUACCGGCUUCUCAGAUUAUGGCCAGGUUUAAUAGCCUUAAUAUUAUUCUAUGUUAGCUUCUAUAAAAAUAUUUCAGAAGGUCCUUUAUGGCCGCUAAUGGCUGGAAACAUGGUCAGAUCCUGUAAUAGGGCAUGGUUUCCCACACUAUUUUUUUUCAACAAUUAUAUUCCUUUUGGUUUUCAAUGUGUAGACCAAGCAUGGUAUUUGGCUGUUGACUCACAACUAUUCUUCCUUUCUCCAAUUAUUAUAAUAGGAUUACUAAGAAAUCCGUUUAAGACUUGUUUAACGUGUAUUGGAGUUUGUAUUUUAUCAGGAAUAUACACUUUUUGUAUAACAUUGAAUUAUCAUCUUGGAUCCAGUUUCUUUGAGUUUAAUCUACAUUUUCAACAACAUAUUUAUAUGUCUACUAUCGUACGGUUACCAGCAUGGUUUAUAGGAAUUAUAUUUGGAUAUAUAAUUUUUGAAUAUAGGAAUACUAAAAUACCCAAGGCUGCAAGACUUUUCGCUUGGACCCUAGUGUUCACAAUAAUCUCUGGAGUAAUUUUGGUUCAUCUUGUCUUCAUGAGAUCUGAUGAGUAUAAUGCUUUAAAUUCAGCAGUGUUUAACGCAUGUGUCCGACAGUUAUGGGCCCUUGCCAUAGCUUUGACAGUACUUCUGUGUAGAACUGAUAGAGAAGGAUUAAUAAACAAUUUUUUAUCAUUGCCAAUCUUUCAAAGAUUAGUUCGCAUAUCCUAUAGCGUAUUUCUAACACAUUUGGCAGUAAUAUGCUACUUUAUUGGAAGUAAAAAACAGUCAACCUACUUUAGAAAUAUCAGCAAUGUUCAUGAUUUUGCUGGUGAUUUAUGUUUUGUUUUAAUUGUUGCCUCAAUAUGGUGUAUACUAUUUGAAUCACCAUUUAUUGCGAUUGCUAAAUUUUUCUAUAAACAAGAAAUCUUCUCAAAGGUCGUCAAGGCCGUUACAGAAAAUGGAAAAUUGAAAACGAAAAUUAACAUAAAAAAAUUGUUGUUAUGUGUUUAUGAGGUUGAUAAUCAAAAACUGGAUUAAUAAAAUCUUACAUCAA
Molecule: messenger RNA, 2191 nt
Organism: Diabrotica virgifera virgifera (western corn rootworm)
Lineage: Eukaryota; Metazoa; Arthropoda; Insecta; Coleoptera; Chrysomelidae
Product: nose resistant to fluoxetine protein 6-like
Exons: 13
Coding region: 34-2175 (713 amino acids)
Molecular function (GO): acyltransferase activity, transferring groups other than amino-acyl groups
Source: RefSeq, a predicted model, not a curated record